AUGACAAUGAGUGGAGUAGCUGAGAGCAGUACGACAGCCACGAUGGGGACCAAAGACGGCGUACCCACAUGGAGCGGUGAAGCAGCGAGCUUCACCCAGUACGAGGAGACGGCCUUGUUGUGGGAGCAAAGCUUGACGUGGGAGAAGAGAUAUACUGCAGGGCCCAAGUUGGUCCAAGAGCUGACGGGCGCAGCAAAGCGCUACGUGGCAGGCCAACCGGCAGGUUGGGUGGCCUUCAGGGGCGGCGUGGUGCAGCUCAUGGACCACCUGAGGAAGGCCUUGGGAAAACCCCGCGUCAACGAGGUCGCGGACUUGUUGGCUACGUACUUCAAGGGCACCCGGCGCCGCAGUGUCGAAAGUAUGAAUGAGUACAUCACGAGGAAGACCGAGGCCUACAUGAGGGCUGGACAAGCCCUUCGGAGGGUGCAGCCCCACUACGUGGAAAGUUCUCAGAACCCCGACGACAAUGACACCGCCGGUGGUUCGACCCGGCCCUCAGACGGGGCCGACGAACCCGAGGACCCAUGGGCAAGCUACGCCCAGACCGCGUGGAACCCAGGCUCCCACUGGGGAUGGUCUGCAGGAUGGCGAGGACAAGGACAGUGGGAUUGGUAUGCCUCGCGAUGGAGCUCUUCGUCACAGACUUCAGAGGACCCACCUAAGCUCGCGGAACUCCUGCCAACGUUCAUCCAAGGUUGGUACCUCUUGAUGGACGCGGGCCUCGACCAUGGAGAAAGGAACUUGAUCAUCACGGCCCUCAAUGGGAAUUUCGACCCCUUGAGGGUCGGCCAGGAGUUACGGAACCAGUUCCCAGAAGGAGAAGUACGUCGACGAGACCAAGGUCGACGUCACCAAAGCUACAUGGGCGAGCUCGCGGACGAGAUGGACGAGGACUUUGAGACGGAGGGGAACUCCACCACCGACUUGGAGGCCGAUGGCAUGAAUGAUGAGGGCAUUGCUUUGGUAGUGGAUGCCGAACAGGAAGCGCAGAGCGCCUUAGCGGCGCUACACGAAGCGAAGAGGACCCUCAAAGAUGCUCGCUUCCGCCAGAAGAUGGUCAAGCAAAACCGCAAGUACUACCAGGGCAACUCCCGUGGUUACAAACCCUCCUAUGCCCCAGGCAACCGAGUUCGCGACGACAGCCAAAUCGAAUGCCUUGGUUGCGGCCAGAAAGGCCACAGAGUGGCCAACUGCCCGAACAAGAACACCGCGGCCAUGGCAACAUCCUCGGCGGACACCGAUCAGCAAGCUCCCUUUGUGUGUUUCUCAGGCCCCGACGACUCGGAGAACUUCGCGGGCUUCGCGCACCAGGACAACCAGGACUUCAUGGGCUUCGCACACCAGGACGGCCAGGACAUCAUGGCAGAGGCCCUGAGCACGGAGAAUGCUGACGAGGGCAUCUCCACCAUGGAAGCCGUGAAGCGCGGUAUGUGCGUCAUCGACGGAGGUGCUACACAGACAAUCGGGUCUGUGGCAGCAUUGGAAGCAGUGCUACAGCAGAACCGCAACAAGCACGGCGCCUCCGGACUCAAGGGCAUCGAGAAUCAGAAUCCCCCGAGCUUCUCGUUUGGGAACAGUUCGACUAACCGAUGCCUCAGCACAGCCAAGUUGUUGGUUUCCGCGAAUGGCUCCCCUGGGGAGUUGAAGGUCCACACACUGGACCAAGGACAGAGUCCAAUACUUUUAAGUGUGGAAACACUCAGGAGCGUCGGCGCAGUCAUCGAUUUUUCAGCGGAUCUAGCGGUGUUCCGAAGGUUGAGCCCCAAGCAUAUCAUCCCCCUUACCAGAGGAGCAUCAGGACAUCAGCUUCUUCCGCUCACUGAGGACUGGAUGCAGAAUGCACAUCAGUCGACCAGUGCCGUCCCAAGCCUCACUUCUUUCAUCAGGCACUAG
Molecule: messenger RNA, 1893 nt
Organism: Symbiodinium sp. CCMP2456
Lineage: Eukaryota; Dinophyceae; Suessiales; Symbiodiniaceae
Source: the annotation of a GenBank genome assembly